Entrophospora sp. SA101 is the source of this 741-nucleotide messenger RNA. The record is from the annotation of a GenBank genome assembly. NCBI's taxonomy places the organism in Eukaryota, Fungi, Glomeromycota, Glomeromycetes, Entrophosporales, Entrophosporaceae.
AUGUCUGAGACCUUGUCCAAAGUAAAUCAAAUUGUCAACGAUAUUAAAAAAGUAGCGACAAUAAGUAAUGAAGAAAAAACACGUGAAAAAUUGAAUAAAAUAAUUGAAGAUGGAUUUGACAAUUUACACAUUAUAUCUGACUUUGAUGCAACAAUGACUUCGUACUGGUUUGAUGAUAAAAAGCGGAAUCCUAGUUCACAUUCAAUAUUAGGAACAAGCAAACGUUUAUCUGAUCAAUUCAGGGCCCGUAUCAAAGAAAUAGAUGAAAAAUAUUAUAGUAUUGAGAUUGAUCCAUACAAGAGUAAACAAGAGAAAUUACCAUAUAUGCUUGAAUGGUGGGGAAAAGCUCACGACCUUUUAAUUGGAGAAAAAAUUAGUAAAGAUGAUGUAACUAGAAUAGCAACCGAAACACCUGUGAAAAUGCGGCCUGGUUUAGAUUCGUUAGUUAAAACUUGCAGUGAAAAAAAAGUACCUUUACUAGUGUUUUCAGCUGGAAUUGGCAAUGUUAUUGAACAGGUCUUAAGAAGCAAAAAUCUUUAUGAUCAAGAUAAUAUGCAUAUUGUAUCCAAUCAAAUGGGAUUUAAUCCAACCACUGGAAUAUGCGAUCGUUUUUCAGAACCUGUGGUUGAUGAGAAUGUACUGACAGACAAGACCAAUAUAGUCGUGAGAAGGCGCAAAGUAAAUGAUGUUAUUCCCGAAAAAGAUCUUCUUAUAAAAGAUGUAUUGGCAAUGAAGAAAUGA